AUGACCUUCGGCUCUUCCCAGAAGCUCAGCGCUCUUUCAGGCACCGCCGCCGAUCAUGACGAUGGCAUUGUCCCCAACCGUGACAUCUGGCUUGACAAGCCCAAGCCUGGGACAGAUGAUCGCGAAUCGUGGCUCAGCUUCAAGAACCAGGUAAUCUCCAUGGCUCAAAAACUAGGUCUCAAGGGCUGGGAACUCCUGCCUCUGGGGAACGGCGACGCCAUCACUGUUGAGCAAAUCACCGACGCCUUGACCAACUUCAUCUACGUGGUUACCCCUACUGCAGUUGUUGUCGAUGAACAUGAGUGUAGCCAGCGACCCCAGGCGGUCUUGCUCCGCAUCUACGGAAGACAUGUCGAACAUCUCAUCGAUCGCGAAAGUGAGUUCAGAGUCCUUCGGAGGCUGGCCGGCAAGGAACUGGGCCCUCGACUUUUGGGAACGUUCAGGAACGGUCGCAUCGAGGAGUAUUUUGAGGCCGCCAUAGCCCUCAGGCCCUUGGAUCUUUGCGAACCGAAAGCGUCACGACGGAUUGCGCGGUGCCUCAGAGAGUUGCACGACGGCAUCGGGCUGCUCCCUUGCGAGCGUCAAGACGGCCCAGGUGUCUGGAAGAAUUGGGACCAGUGGCUCGAAAAGGCGACCGAAGUUGCCACCUUUGUCGACAAUGAAGCGGAAAAGAAGACGAUCACAUCUGCCUCUCACGCUUGGAAGACGAAUGGCUACGUCUGCGGAACGACGUGGACACAAUUUAUAGAGGCCGUGGCCAAGUACAGGGCCUAUCUGAAUGCGGCGCACGGAGGCGAAGCAGACAUGAGCAAGCGCCUCGUCCUCGCGCAUAACGAUGUGCAUGCGAGCAACAUUCUGCGCAUGCAAUCACAGAAAGAUGUCUCGCCACUCGUCCGGGCUGACCAGGCGGGGGGACGAAUGAUGCUGAUCGAUUACGAAUACGCGGGACCAAACACGCGCGGAUACGAGUUCGCCAACCAUUUCAGAGAGUGGACAUAUGAUAGCCACGACCCCGUUUGUUACCUCACGCGAUACCCUACCAGAGAAGAGCAGCGGCGGUUCAUCCAGGCCUAUCUCGACCACAGGCCACGUUGUUUCAACGACGACCCAACUUCUCCGUCCGAUCCCGUUAAGAAUUGCCCUUCGUCCGGUAGUGUUGGGAGGGCACUGCUUGAGCCCACAUUCUCAUUGAUACCCGGCGAGCCCGUCACGAUUAAUGCACGACCUUGUCUUGUCGAGUGUGGUGCUGUCGAAUGCGAGCGUGAGGGGCGGGUAGAUCGGAAAGUCGACGAGCUGCUUGAGGAGACACGCCUUUGGCGCCCGGCGAACAACGCCCACUGGGUUGCUUGGGCCAUGGUUCAAGCCAGGAUUCCUGGCCUUAUCAAUGAGAGCGACGGACGUACCAGCGAGGGGUCGACCCUCGAAGAAGCCGAGCAAGGCGGCGGGACCGAUAAUAAGUUCGACUUCUUGCGCUACGCGCAGGAGCAUGCCCUCGUCUUCUGGGGUGACAUGGUGCAGAUGGGCUUGGUCGAUGCCACGAUCCUGCCUGAUGCGCUGUGCGCAAGAUUGAGGAUUGUGCCCAACUAAUGAGCUAUGGCAUUUGGAGGGGAAUCAUGAGCAGAGACCCGAUGCGAGCAAUUUUUGUAGUUCUGGCGUAGCUUCUGACCCCGCGAUGUGUUUUGCCUAUUAUCGAUGGCGCGGUCGGCAGGGC
Molecule: messenger RNA, 1711 nt
Organism: Purpureocillium takamizusanense
Lineage: Eukaryota; Fungi; Ascomycota; Sordariomycetes; Hypocreales; Ophiocordycipitaceae
Exons: 2
Coding region: 1-1587 (528 amino acids)
Biological process (GO): phosphatidylcholine biosynthetic process; phosphatidylethanolamine biosynthetic process
Cellular component (GO): cytoplasm
Molecular function (GO): choline kinase activity; ethanolamine kinase activity
Source: RefSeq, a predicted model, not a curated record